This is a messenger RNA of Cyanistes caeruleus (blue tit), 1476 nucleotides long. The record is from RefSeq and is a predicted model, not a curated record. NCBI's taxonomy places the organism in Eukaryota, Metazoa, Chordata, Aves, Passeriformes, Paridae.
CCCGGCUGGGCCGGCGAGUACUGCACCGAGCCCAUCUGUCUGGCUGGAUGUACCGAACAGAAUGGAUAUUGCAACAAGCCUGGAGAGUGCAUCUGCCGUCCCGGUUGGCAAGGCCGCUACUGUGAUGAAUGCAUUCCCCACAUAGGCUGCCGCCACGGGACUUGUAAAACACAGUGGCAGUGCAUAUGUGAUGAAGGAUGGGGUGGCCUCUUCUGUGAUCAAGAUCUGAACUACUGCACUCACCACAGGCCAUGCAAAAAUGGAGCAACUUGCAUGAACACCGGCCAGGGCAGCUACACGUGUGCGUGCAAACCCGGCUUCACCGGCAUCGACUGCGAACACGAGAUCAGCGAGUGUGACAGCAAUCCCUGUAGGAACGGCGGUAGCUGCACGGAUAUGGAGAACGGUUAUCACUGCCUGUGCCCCCCUGGCUACUAUGGCACUCACUGUGAGCACAGCGCUCUGACGUGUAUAGAUUCUCCUUGCUUCAACGGUGGCACGUGCUUGGAAAAGGAACAAGGGGCCAGCUAUGCUUGCGUUUGCCCUUUCGGCUUCACAGGGUCAAACUGUGAAAAAAAAGUAGACAGGUGCACGAGCAACCCGUGUGCAAAUGAUGGUAGUUGCUUUUACCUCGGGCAGAUUCGUGUGUGCCGCUGUCGGGCUGGUUUCUCUGGUCAGAAAUGUGAGAUAAACAUCAAUGAUUGUGCCAGAAACCCAUGUUCCAAUGGGGGAACUUGUCAUGAUCUAAUCAACGAUUACACCUGCACAUGCAUGCCAGGCUACAGUGGCAGGAACUGUGACAUCAAAACCAGAGAUGAAUGUGCUUCUGGGCCGUGUGAGAAUGGAGGCACAUGCUACAGUGGACUUUAUAGUGCCAACUUUGUUUGCUACUGUCCUUCUGGCUUCAUGGGCAACCGCUGUGAAUUGCCAGUUUAUUCAGUGCCCGUCACACUUCCUCCUAAACCAGUCCCCUGGAUUGCUAUAUCCAUGGGGGUGGGGCUGGUGGCUUUGCUCAUACUGUUCUGCAUGAUAGCAAUGGUCAUCAGGCAGAUGAGGAUGCACCCAGAGCAGGAGCUGGAGACAAUGAACAACCUGUCUGACUUCCAGAAGGACAAUCUCAUUCCAGCUUCCCAGUUGAAAAACACCAAUAAAAAUAAAGACCUGGAAGUGGACUGUGGGCUGGAGAAAUCAAACUACAAACCCAAGAACCAUAAACUGGACUACAAUCUGGUAAAAGACCUGACGAGUAGAGGGACACCAGAAGAUAAAUAUUACAAAAGUGAAAAGUGUUUAGGAGAGAAGUCUCCCCUCCGACUACACAGUGAAAAGCCAGAAUGCAGAAUAUCAGCGAUAUGCUCUCCGAGGGAUUCAAUGUACCAGUCCGUCUUCGUGAUAACAGAAGAAAGGAAUGAGUGCAUCAUAGCCACAGAGGUAAGUAGGUACAGAGGUGGACAGGCAUAAAUUCACAAAGUGAAA